Anopheles bellator is the source of this 2997-nucleotide messenger RNA. RefSeq names its product transmembrane protease serine 9. The record is from RefSeq and is a predicted model, not a curated record. NCBI's taxonomy places the organism in Eukaryota, Metazoa, Arthropoda, Insecta, Diptera, Culicidae. The transcript has 10 exons. Gene Ontology annotation, biological process: proteolysis. Bases 17 to 2803 code for a protein of 928 amino acids. Gene Ontology annotation, molecular function: serine-type endopeptidase activity.
ACAGCGGUCGAUUGCAAUGCUGUUCCGAGCUUUCCUGGUGAUUCUUGGGCUGUUCGGGUGUAGGGAGAUCCGGGCCGAUUUGCAUCCAGCUCGAUCAGGACUCGAUGAGGGUACCCCAGAGCAGGCUCUAAUGUCGAACGAGCGCGUAUCGCUAGACGACUGUCAUUUGAGGUUCUUCCAUCGCGGAGACCGAGGCUUAGUUGGGCCGGCUUUCGCUAAGCCCGCAUUUCUCACCGAAUUCGCCCACAUUGCGGCGAUCGGGUGGAGCAGGCCCGACAGACCCGAGGAGGUCGACUGGAAAUGUGGAGGAUCGCUGAUUUGGCCCAACUUUAUCCUCACGGCCGCACAUUGUGCCGCUAACGAUGAGAACGUGGCACCGGACGUAGCCCGGAUGGGAGACCUCAAUCUGUACAGUGCCGAAGACGAUGCCCACGCCCAGCAGCUUAGGAUCGUCAAGGUUAUCCGUCACCCGCAGCAUCGGUUCAGUGGGAAGUACUACGACAUCGCGCUGAUGCAGCUGGAGCGGAAUGUCACCAUCCACGAGACAGUGGCCCCAUCGUGUCUGUGGCUCGACGAUGAGGUGCGCUUCAAGGUGCUGGAAUCUGCCGGCUGGGGUCAAACGGGAUUCGGAGAAGAUCAAACACCGAUCCUACUGAAGGUGACACUGAAUCCACUCAGCAACAGUCAGUGCACCCACCAUUACACAUCCAGCAUUCGAGGGCUCCAAGCUGGACUCGAUCGACACCACAUCUGCGCGGGGGACACCAAAAUGGACACCUGUUUGGGCGACUCAGGCGGACCGCUGCACGUGCGGCUGCUGCACAACUACAAGGUGAGCCCGUUCCUGGUAGGUGUCACGUCGUUCGGUAAACCGUGCGGUCAGUCACACCCGGGCGUCUACACCAGAGUGGCGUCGUUCCGCAGCUGGAUACUGGAGACGCUCCAGGCGAACGGGGCACCGGAAGCGACCGACCAGCAGUUCGAGCCGUACGCGUGCGCCCUACGGUACGUCCACAUCCGGCAGCUGGAAAACUCGCGAGUCGUGGCCAACGAGUCCGGUGUGUUCGAAACGUUCGAUGUAGUGAGGAAGUAUAUAGGGCGCGACUUCCUCUCCGAAGUUGCCCAGCUCCGAUGGUCCCGGGACGAGAGCAAACGAAACUGUAUGGGUAGCAUUAUCGAUCACGACACGAUCGUCACGCUCGGCGACUGUGCCCUGCACGGCGGAGUUCAACCCUCACAAGUUGUCCAUCGCGUCCGUACCUACUACGGGGAGGGCGAAUUCGAGGAGCACCGUUUUGACGUGACCGAGGUCCACGUGCAUCCCAACCAUACCCGGGGCUCCUACUACGCCAACAUUGCCGUGGUUAAAGUAAACGGCUCGUUUGCCGUGCUGCCGGCUUGCAUCUGGAACACAAUGAAACUGCCGGCCGAAGAGCUGGAGUUGUUCACCGUCGGUCGGCGCGAUCUGAACGUCUACCAGUAUGAAUCCACCACAAGCUACGAUUCUAGUCGAGUAGCCCUCACACCGCGAGCGUUUGUCUCCGACAACGACAACUGUACUCUGGCCGAGCAAUAUCGCCUCAAGCUGCCGGGAGGGCUCCAGGAUGAGCAUCUGUGCUUCGGUAACGAUCCCUUUCUGGUCCCGGAGGUGUGUGAGCUAACCGAGGGUGGUCCCCUGCAACGAUCGAUCUUUCGCAUGGAUCGUCACUUCAAGCACGUGUACGGGUUGAGCCUGUUCGGACAGGACUGUGGUUUCGGUGAGCCGGCCGUGGCCGUACGGCUUCACGCUCACCUCGGCUGGCUAGAGUCCGUACUGCUGCCACGGAACGACCGAUCUACCGAUCCGGAACCGAACCCGGACACCAUACUGUUCAUCAACCCCGACCUGGAGCUGCUCGAUCGGUGCGACUUUCAGGAUGGUACCGCGGGGCUCUGCACUCCGGCGAACCGUUGCCGAGGAGUGUACGAUCGGAUGCUGCGCCACGAGGAGCUUAUAUUUUGCAGCAACGGCACGGUUGUGUGCUGUGCACCGGCAAACGUCAUGGACGACGAGGAUCUGCGGGACGGUGUGGAGGAGAUUGUCAACUGCGAGAACAACCACAGCCGGCUGCGGCAGGAUCAGACUAAGGUUCCCAACGGAAAUCUUCGCCCAAGGACACACAUCGCGGAGGUCGCAACGAAAAACCGGACGAGCGGUACCACGGAGCUCCUCUGUUUGGGUUAUCUCAUCACAACUGGCCACGUGCUGACGACGGCGGCUUGCGUGACCAUGGAGGGCCGCGAGCCCACCCUGGUGCGUGUGGGUUUCAUUUUUGCCCUCAACAACGAAGACUCCCCGGUAAUGACGUCGAUCGAACGGAUCACGGUCCAUCCUCUGUACAGGCCCCGGACGAGCCCGGGGGCCAACAAUAUUGCGCUUCUCAAGCUGACCGACUACAUUCGACCGACGAGCACCGUCUUUCCUGGGUGCUUGUGGAGAAACGGCACGCACACCCCGCUGAAAUCGACUCUGUUCUCCAUCGAUGGUUGGAACGUCAACGAGGAGACCGUGCACCCUCAGUACGCCAGUGACUGUGAGCGUAGCGUGCGAGAUCCACUGCAGACCGGUGAACUGUGCAUGGUAAACCCUAACGAAGGGUCCAGCUCAUGUGGUGGUCUAAUAUUUUGGUACGGGAAUGAGACCGGGAAGUCGCCGGUCGAGUAUUUGGUUGGCCUUCGGAGUCCCGAUGGCUGCAACGAAAAUGGCCACGUUGUUGCCACCCGCAUAUCGGAUUAUCUGAGGUGGAUACUCGAUCUGGUAUGAACUGUUGGCUGGAACAUCUACCCGUGUGCCGAUCUGAAGUUGUGGCCUUCGAGCGCUUCGAAGCAGCGUGUCAGGAGUUAGAGUAGAGGGAGAUUGCCAACGCUAUCAUCAACCCAAUCAAGUAACAAAUCUUGACCCGUUUAAUAAAAUAAUCCAAUAAGGAAAUUCCAUCAAACCGAAUGCUGUUCCAGCUG